Trametes versicolor FP-101664 SS1 is the source of this 5966-nucleotide messenger RNA. RefSeq names its product ketoacyl-synt-domain-containing protein. The coding region runs from base 1 to 5820 and encodes 1939 amino acids. The record is from RefSeq and is a predicted model, not a curated record. Gene Ontology annotation, molecular function: fatty acid synthase activity. The transcript is spliced from 16 exons. Gene Ontology annotation, biological process: fatty acid biosynthetic process. Lineage: Eukaryota; Fungi; Basidiomycota; Agaricomycetes; Polyporales; Polyporaceae.
AUGUCCUCCUGUCACCCACCAGAGAUAGCCAUCGUAACAGAGCUCCCCAGCGGAACAUGGAGUGACACAAACCUCGACUACAGAUCUUUCUUCCGUUUUCUUCUUGAGCGCGGCGAGGCCUACGAGAGGAUCCCCCUUGAACGCUUCAACAUUCACACACUUGUCGGCCGCGGCUUGGGUAAAUGUGCGACCGACACGGGCACGUUCCUCAAGGACGUCCAUCUCUUCGAUCACCUCGAAUUCGGCGUGACGAACAAGGACGCACGCAUGAUGCCGCUCAGCACCCGCCGACUUGUCGAGACCGCUUUCCAGAGUCUCGUCGACUCCGGCAUCGACUAUCGCGGAAAGAACAUCGGAUGCUAUACCGCGGGCGUCGCUUUUGACAUGUUCUCGAUCUCAGGCCACGAUGACGAUGAGGCGCGAGGCUCGUUUGCGUCUGGACCGGCUAUGAUCGCCAACCGCGUGUCGUACUAUCUCGAUUUGCGCGGACCGUCGGUGCCCAUCGAUACCGCGUGUAGCUCAAGUCUGUCGGCCACGCAUCUUGCGGUGCAGGCCAUACAGAAUGGCGAAUGCGAAGCAGCAGUAGUGGGCGGCUCGCAGAUCAAUCACAGAUUCUCAGAAUGGUUGUCAUACUCGCAAGGAGGUGUGCUGUCUCCAGACGGAAAAUGCAAGCCUUUCGACGCGUCAGCCGAUGGAUUCGGGAGAGGCGAAGGCGUUGUAUGCAUGGUGCUGAAACCACUGGACGCUGCGCUUCGAGAUGGUGACAAGGUCUACGCCACUAUCCUUGGUACAGGCAUAAACUCUUGCGGAUCCCUCGCGCCUGUCAACGCGCCUGUGGCGUCCGCGCAGCAGGAGGCAAUGGUGCGCGCCUUUGCGCAAGCUGGGCGUUCUCCGCGCGAGGUCGAUUUCGUGGAGUUGCAUGCAACUGGGACUGCGAUGGGAGACCCGACGGAGGCGAACUGGGUCGCAAAGGAGUUCAGCAGGGAUGACGAACUCGUCAUUGGCAGCCUCAAGGGCAACGUCGGCCACCUGGAAAUCACAGCGUUCUUGGCCUCGCUCUGCAAAGUCUGCUCCAUCUUCGAGACCGGCACGAUCCCGCCGAACGUCAACCUCAAGACCCCCAACCCUGCGAUCAAAUGGAAGGAGUACAAACUUCGAGUCCCCUUGGAGCCGGAACGUCUGAGCGUACGUGCCUCCUCCGGCCGUGGGCUCGUAGCCAUGACGAGCUCCGGUAUCGGAGGCUCGAACGGGCAUUGCGUGGUGGAAGGUCCCCCGGCGGUAUCCCCCAAGCCGUCAACCUUCUGGAUCAACGCGCUUGACGUUCCGCUACUCUACGUUGCGGCGGGCCUGUCUCCCCGGUCGGCUUCGGCUUCUGCCGCGGACAUCGUCGACAAGGCGAGUGCGUGGGCGGAGGACGUGCAGCAGGCCGCGGCACGUGCAUAUGCUCGUAGGGCGCGCUCCAUGACGUGGAGGUCGUUCGCGAUCCAGAGCAAAGGCACUGUGGUGAAGUUCAGCGAGCCGGUGCUCUCGCCGAGGAUCACGCCUCCCGUCGUGUUCGUCUUCAGUGGGCAGGGCACUCAACACUAUGCAAUGGGCCGCGAGCUCUUCCAAACCUCUGCGGUAUUCCGCAAGAGCAUCCUGGACCUCGACGCGAUCUACAAGAGCGUGACCGGCCAGUCGCUCAUUGAGCUCACCGGCAUAUUCGACGGCGCGCGCCCCUCGGACCCGCUCGGGGAGAUCUGGCCCAUCGCGAUCACGCUUGUCUCCCUCACGAUGCUCCAGAUUGCGCUGUUCGACACCCUCGCGGCGCUAGGUAUCAAGCCCGACGUCGUCGUCGGCCACUCAGCCGGCGAGACCCCCGUCCUGUACGCAUCUGGCGCGGGUUCCCGCGCACUGGCGAUGGAGCUCGCAAUUGCGCGAGGAAAGGCCAUGUCGCUCCUGGAGACUGAGAAGGGCACUAUGGCCGCUGUUUCCUGCUCCCCUGAGCGCGCUGCUGAGAUCGUCGAGGGGGUGAUCUCGGAGCUUGGACCCGGGACGCUGGAAGUUGGUUGCUACAACGCGCCAGGGGCUGUGACGCUUUCCGGGCACGAAGACUACGUCGAGCGAGCUGUGAAGGCCGCUUCGGAUGCGGGGAUCUUCGCUCGCCGCCUGCGCACUCGCAUCCCAGUGCAUUCGGCGAUGAUGGAGCACUGCGAAGAAGAGUAUAAGCGGCUCGUGGAAGACGUUUUCUCGCGUUACCGCGUCAGCCCGACGACCGUGGAGACGUGGUCGACAAAAACUGGGUCACUUCAGGAGUCGCUGUACGACGCGGAGUACUACUGGGACAGCACGCGCGGCCCGGUCAGGUUCACCGAGGCCGUCCAGGGCAUCGCGCAGAAACACCCGCACGCGAUAUACGUCGAGCUCGGGCCGCACCCGGUCCUCACCAGCUACGUCUCCGCGAUCACGGAGCAGAAGACCGCCGCGGUCGUGUGCCCGCUGCGCCGACCGAGGUCGAGCCAGCGCCAGGCGGUUGAGGCCGCUGCGCUCCUGGAGGCGGUCGGGAAGCUCGUCGUCGCGGGGUACAUGCGCAUGGACUUCGACGCGCUGUUUGGGACGGCGCCUGCCCCGGUGGACGUGCUCCCGGCGUACCCGUUCGCGCGCAAGGAUGUGCCGUAUACGGCGCCGACAGCGGAAAUUGCGCGUCAGAGGCAGCAGAGGAACGGGCCUUUGAACUAUUCGCAGCUGCAGAUCAACGAGAAGACGCACCCGGAUUUGGCGGAGCAUGUCAUUAAGGGCGAGCCGAUCAUGUCGACGGCGGGGUACUUGGAGAUGGCAUUGGAGUUCGGGGCGAAGAAGCUGUACAACGUUGAACUGGUGUCGAUCAUGGCGCUGUCUGCGAAACGGCCGACUCCCGUGGAGGUUAGACGAGAGGGGUCGAGGUGGAGCGUUCUGAGCUCUGUUGCUGUCGACUACACGAAGACAUGGCCACCGCAGUACAAUCGUCUACACUGCAAAGGUCAUCUAUGCAUGACUCAGGAGGUCGAGGACGUUCGAACUGGACGGGACAUAGCUGAGAUCUCCAGUCGCCUGAAGCCCUUGGAUAUGAAAGGCUUCUAUGACGGGUUCCACACCUUUGCAGACUACGGCCCUUCAUACCAACGAAUCCUUGCGUGUAGUUACGCAAGGGAUGCUGCGACUGGGAGAGAUGAGUGGCUUAUCAAGCUGCGUGGCGCGGACGUGGACCUGCCUGAUAUCGCCGAUUACCGCAUUCAUCCUGCUAUUCUCGACGCCUCCCUGCAUAUCCUCGUGCACCCGGUGGUCACCGGUGUCAAUGAUGCUGCUCGCUACUACCUUCCUUCGAGGAUCGGAAGUCUCGUCGUCCAUGAUGCGCUCUUGGACCGUCCGUUCCCACCCAUCGUAUACACUCAUGCGGUCUUCAAGGCGUGGACCCCAGAAACUCUGGUAUACGAUCUGCUCAUCACAACUGAGGAUGGGACCCCUCUGUACAGCGUCGACGAGCUCGAGAUCUCUAUGCACGGGCAAAGGGUAUCCGGCGUGGAAAACCGAUACGAAGUCGUCUACCAGAAGACCGGGGUUACUCUUCAAGAAGACCCUCUUGACGCCUCCACUCCACGGUCUACCCCUAGCCUUGAACUCUCUGACUCGGGGUAUGGCACCCAGGACUCGGACUCCGCGCUGGAAACUCCUGUCGACCGUACUCCGCCACGCCUCGCUUCCGCGACUUCAAAGGUUGUCUUGCAGUACCGUCGCGGUGCCGAACUAGAACUGCAGGACGUCGUGAAGGGACUCGACACCCUCUCCGCCGUCUCUGUGUGGUUCCACGCGUCGAGUGGCCCGGAUGGCGAUGCUCUUACCGGCUUUGCUAGGGCGCUCCGCAAGGAAUUCCCGUCGUGGUUCAUUCAUGCGGUCAUCUUCGACAUAUCUUGGUCCGAGGAGGACGUGAAGACACUCCUUGAGUCUCUAUCCACUAGGACUAAUGUGGAGCCAGAGGUCAUGGUAGACGCGGACGGCUCGAUCAGCGUCCCGAGGAUCAUCAAGGGGGACCCUUCGCCCUCAAACGCUGCGUUCCAGCCCUCCCUCCCCUGGCAACAAGACAACACCACCAUCACACAAGUUUCCACCCCAUACGUUCCGUCAGAUCAUGUUCUGGUGCAUGUCACCGCCGCCGAGAUGGGUUCCGAGCAGCUCUGGUCCUACGUCGGUCGGACCCGCGACGACUCUCCGCUCGUAGCAGGUGUCGCGAGCGGCCCUCUCUCCAAUGUCGUCGUCGCUCACAAGUUUGCUCUGCAUGAGCUUCCUGACGGCGCCACUGGCGAAUCCCUCCCUUCCGCGCUUCCGGCCGCUAUUGCGGCCCUCGCCGUCGGGGUGUCUGCGUUCUCUCGCCCCGAGUACCUCAGACAAAGGGUCAUCCUCGUCACACACUCCGAUACGGUCCUCGGGGCGCAGGUGGCGAGACUCUACUCUGAGCUUGGGGCCAACGUAAUCUCCAUCCCUGCUAGCUACACGGUUUCUGCGCUGAAGGACGCGUUUGCUCGAAGUCCGCAACUCAUUGUUUCGGGGACGAAGGAUGCGUCCGAGGCGAAGACAUUCCGCGACAUGGUCCCCCGCCAGGGACGAGUGUUCCUCUGGAACCAUCCCGACAGCGGUGUCGCGCACAUCCUGGAUACCGACCCCUGCUCAGUUGGCGAUGCGCUGCGCGUUGCACUGAGCUACCAAGGCGCAUCCUCGACACUUCGUCCGCCGCUCGACCUCGUCGCCUCCGCCAUCCCAGAGUCGGUGCCCCUCGCGACAGCUCUUUACAGCCCGACAAAGUCUUACCUGCUGCUGGGCGGGAUCGGCAGUCUCGGCCUGCAGCUCGCGCACUGGAUGUACAGCAACGGCGCGCGGGAGCUGCUCCUGACGUCGCGGUCUGGCCGGGAAGGCCUGCUGCGGCGGGGCGACUACACGGCGCUCCGGUACCUCGAUUACCUGGAGAGCCGUCCAGACCUCAGCGUGCGCGUCACCUGCACGGGAGAGGCGCCGCUCGAGAGGUUGAAGAGUGCCGUCGAUGGGCUGCAGCACCCCGUGGGAGGCUGCUUCGUCCUGUCGGGUGUGCUCGUGGAUCGCCCGUUCGUGUCGCAGACGGCGGAGACGUUCGAAGCGCCGUUCCCGGCGAAGGUGGACGCGUUCGCGUUGGCGGAGCAGGUUCUGCAGGUGGACACGCUUGACUUCUUGAUGACGUUCUCGUCGGUGUCGGGCUUGAUCGGGAACGCUGGGCAGACGAACUAUGCGAGCGCGAACACAUCGCUGGCAGGGCUUACGAAGAAGUACCGCAACGCGGUGUGUGUCGUGGCUCCCGCGAUUCUGGACACGUCGACUAUCAGAGGCGAGCUCGUUGGGUCGUCGCCGAGUUUGCGCCUCAAGCAUCUCAGCAACUGGGGUAUGACGAGCGCAGAGUUCUUCACCUACGUGGACGACGCGAUACGCUGCGUAAAGAGUCGGCCCGUGUGGCAAUACGUGCCGGCCUUCGACUGGGCGCUGGUGCACGACAACAUGGGUCCUUCGCCGCUCUACGCGGACCUUGUGCCCACGCAUUCGUCGGACGACCUCGACCCGUCUGCAGCGAGGGCGGAAUGCAGUCCGAAGGACGUCGUGUGCAAGAUCCUCGACGUCGCCGCGGAGGACCUGUCGCCCGAUGUGCCGUUCACGUCGUAUGGGCUGGACUCGCUCUCUGCUGCCGCGCUGUCGUAUGCGCUCCGGCCGUUCCUGGUGAUAUCACAGCUCCAGCUGCUGGCGGAUGUCAGCCUGAAGGAGAUAGAGGCGCGAAUGGAGGUGUAGGCCCGGGGCGCCCUUUGCGUUCUGCUUCGUAGUAUGGUAACUUAUCUAGAGGCUCUGAGGUUGGGAUUGUAGCUUAGCUACACGUGUAUGCUGCACUGUGUUUAUGUAUACCCUCGUGUAUGUGCUUUUAUAUGGACAUGUUUCUC